Hymenoscyphus albidus is the source of this 1987-nucleotide messenger RNA. Lineage: Eukaryota; Fungi; Ascomycota; Leotiomycetes; Helotiales; Helotiaceae. The record is from the annotation of a GenBank genome assembly.
AUGCCAGUAUCCAGUGUUGCGGCAUCUGGGACGCCAUGUCAGGUCGUACUCAUGCAGUCUGUUUUUGCCUCUUCUUUCGGAAAGCCAUUUGUUGGUAAGUAUGGCCCAUUCGAUCGGACUUAAUUUAUUCAAAGACUUAUUGUGUUGCUUGAUUUGCAGGGGAUUACAGACCACCACCGAGGUGUAUGGCCGAUGCUGAUGUUGUGAUGAUGAACCUUACUGUUACAACAAGGGGACAACAAUUUGACCGACUGGCUAUAAUGUAACUUUCCUGACAUUUCUAGCUUAAUAUUCAGGGUAUAUAUCUAAAAAUAGACGACAGGUAUUUUGGAGCCAGCGAGGUAUUUCGUACUUCGACCGAGGAACCGAAAAGAGAUGGGAUCGUCUGGACUUAUGUUAAGGAUAUGUCUGAGUGAGUCCAUUUCUUUCGCCCAAAGAAUGCUAGAACUAAAAGAACAAUCACAGAUACAUGUAUUUCUGGAAAUCUCCUCAAACGCUAAUCUUCGACCUCCCGAAUCAAACGAAUGUAAACGUAAGCUCUUUCUGCCCUUUCUCUCCUCCCCCAACUUAAUCCAGCUAUCGUCUAACAGACUCUCCAAACCAGUUAACAGGAGUCUUCAACACAACCCUAACAGCCACAUUCCUCAAACUCCCAAACCUAUCCUCGCAAACUCCACCAGCAACGCUCAUCCUUCCCAUAUCAAACGGAAACACCACCUCGCCCUCAGUCUUCAGAGUCCCAGAGAACACCGCCCUCACUACCCUUAAAAUCCCUCGAAACACCAAUCGAGCCGUAUUCUCACUCUCCGCCACGGGACAAGGCGACGAAGAAUUCUGGUGGUCAAACGUGUUUACAUCCUCAAUCGCCACCUUCGCCCAAACUACCACCAAUGGAACCUUGGUACCCGGUAGUUUAUUAUCAGGAAAUUCGCCAUUUCGAGAAGUACAAGUGUAUAUGGAUGGAAUGUUAGUUGGGGUUCAAUGGCCAUUUCCCGUCAUUUUUACAGGAGGGGUAAUUCUUUCGUUUUGGAAUCCGGUGGUGGGAAUCGAUGCUUUUGAUUUGAAGGAAUAUGAGAUUGAUGUCUCGCCAUUUCUCGGUGUGUUGUGUGAUGGUGGAGAGCAUACUUUUGAGAUUCGAGUUGUAGGGUUGGAUGAUAACGGUGUCACUGCUUCGCUAUCAAAGAAUACCACUGCGUCUUGGGUGGUAAGCGGAAAGCUCUUUCUUUGGACGGACGAGGAUGCGAACGCGGUGACCACGGGGGACUUGCCGAAGGCUGGUCAGGCAGAUGGUUUAAACAUCCAGAUGUCUCAAGGGACGCAGAAGAAUUCCACUGGUCAGAAUAUCGCACUGGAUUAUACACUCUCCGUAUCAAGAAAUCUAUCUCUCGAAGCGACUAUCACAACUAAGAAGUUCGGGGUGCAGAGAACGAGAUGGAGUCAAAGGUUGGCUCACACUGAUAAUGCAAGAUAUGCACAGUCGGGAUUUAAUCAAAUCAACAAGAUUACAACAGAAGGGACGGAUAUCAGGGAGGGCGCGAUGCCUUCUAGAUACACUUACACAUACCCACUGGAAGCGAAUAUCACCGUUGUCCAAACCGAAAAAGACUCAAACUUCACGGUAUUUGGAUCCCUCAGACGGUCAAAGAACACAACUCUCGCCGGCUCAAGCGUCCAUCCCAAUUCUCUUCUCGCGUUUGAAACGUUGGAUAGAAGUAGAGAUGUUGUGAAGGGGUUGGAUAGUAUGGCAAUGAAUAUAAGUCAGAUGGGAUCAGGGUUGUUGUUUAAGAGCGAAGGCAAGAAUGUCAAUCGCAUAGAGGGAAAUACUACCCAGAGUAUUAGGAUGUCGGGCAUAUCUAGAAGGGGUGUGUUGGAUUCCAAUGGAAUGGGAGAUGUGGAGUUUUUCUGGAGGGAGGUAGGCGUUACGAAUGGGACGAUUAAGAAAGAUAAGGGAAGGGUUAUUGGAAUGGAGAUCAAGAAGAAUGCAUAG